Molecule: messenger RNA, 1926 nt
Organism: Andrographis paniculata
Lineage: Eukaryota; Viridiplantae; Streptophyta; Magnoliopsida; Lamiales; Acanthaceae
Exons: 2
Coding region: 45-1904 (619 amino acids)
Molecular function (GO): protein binding
Source: RefSeq, a predicted model, not a curated record
UGUUUCUAUUCCCAUAUCGUAAGAAGAUUCUUGGAAACAUAGAAAUGCCUCUUGAGCAAUUGUGUGCAAAGCCGAGUUGCUUCUUUUGCAUCAUGAAUGAGAAGUGUUCAUCGUCGAGGAAAGGUAAACUGAAAGAGUACCUCAAAGGUGUGCUGUAUCUCGACGAUGAAGAGCUAAUUUUAGUCAUCAGUGGUUUGUGGAACAUUGCUAUGACUCGACCGGACGAUGAAGAACUUCCGUUGCUCGGUGUCUUCGAAUGCCUAUCAAGUUUGAUGGACAAGGCCAUUCGUGACAGGGCUUGGCUUCUUUCAUGUCAAAACAUCUAUAUCCCUUACUAUGCUGCUCACAUCAUCGGCUCGUAUACAAUGAACAAAUCCAAGUUUGCCUCGAGGGCUGUCGAUUCGGGUGUUGUACCGUAUCUUUUGGAGCUCUUGAGAGGGAAGAUGAGUUGGGUGGAGCAAAGGGUUGCGGUUCGAGCUCUAGGCCAUUUGGCGAGCUAUGAAGAGACAUUUGAGGCGAUUGCGGCGUAUGAAGAUGAAUUGGUUAAAUUAGCAAUGCGCGCCGCGACCACGUGUUUUGAUGAGGUGUAUAGGAUGUUUGUGGGAGUGGAGAACCGGAGGGCGCGGCCAACAUAUCACUGUGAGUUGCUGACUAGAGGCGUCGGCGGGGUCCAGAUGGAGAAUCGAAAGGCGGAGGAAUGGGCCAGCCAGAUACAAUGCUGGAGCAUACAUCUUCUCAGCUGCUUUGCUGUAAAGGGAAGAUGCUUUAACCUCCUUUGUAAUCAAGAUUUCUUGGAGGAUUUGUCCGGGAUGUGGGGCGGGCUGAUGAACCAUUCGUCUCCUGCAGGAGCCGGGCUGAUUCGAAUCCUAUGUUACACUAAGGUUGGAAGGAUAAGCGUCGCGCGAUCCAACCAUGUUGUUGAAAACUUAUGCAAGCUGGCGCGAUCUUCGGAUGAUUGGCAGUAUGUAGGAAUCGAUUGUCUUUUAUUGAUGCUCAAGGAUCGGGUAACAAGAUAUAGCAUAAUCGAAGUUACUGCCCCAUACCUGGCUGAUCUGAUCGAGCUUGAGAGUCUUGGAAGUAGGAGAAAUGUUGGAGAAGAGAUCACAAGAGCACUUUUGUACGAGUAUUAUGAACAUCAAACCUCGAAAGUUAAGGAUGUUGAUGUCCGAAGAACACUUGAAGAAAUUUGGGAGUUUAAGGUAGAAAGAAGACGGAUGGAGAAAGUUAUGUCGGGCGAUGAAUUCGAAAGGAUAAGGACCAUUGCUAGACUGAUAAAGCAAGAGGGAAACUUCAGACUUUCGACAGGAGAGACAGAAAAUGCAGUUAUGAAGUAUACUGAAGCUUUACAAAUUUGUCCAUUAAGGUAUAGAAAUGAAAGGCUCAUCUUAUACAGCAAAAGAGCAAAGGGACACUUGCUGCUACUAAAUCCAGAUGCUGCAAUCAGAGACGCCACACGAGCUCUUUGCCUUACAGCCCCUCCAAAUGCUAAUCUUGCGAGCCUGUGGACGAGAUCGCAGGCCUACGACAUGAAAGGAAUGGCUAAAGAGAGCUUGAUGGACUGCAUAAUGUUCAUCAGUGCCUGCAUCAAAUCUAAGGCUUCGCCUCAUGGCGUAAAGCUGCCAUACUACGCGGUUCGAAUGAUCAACAAACAGAUGAACGCGACAUGGAUCUUUAGAGAUGCUCAGCUAAAAGCAAUGAAGAAUGAUCAUCAUGAGGACCCUAAAGAAGCAGAUGACUACUGCAGAAGUAUAAGCACUAAUCAGAAUUCGAGGGAUCGAGAAACAUUUAGAAUUCAAGUGCAAAGCAAGAGCUAUAUAUCAGGCCUGUCGACCAUUCUAGAAGAACCUUUUGCAGACAUAAAUGGCAGUGUGAGGAAAAGGCUGGAAAGGGAUAAUGGAAGAUAGGAAUAAAUAUGGACAGUACAAU